This is a messenger RNA of Drosophila hydei, 4046 nucleotides long. Its product is annotated as ecdysone receptor. The coding region runs from base 1087 to 3576 and encodes 829 amino acids. Gene Ontology annotation, biological process: ecdysone receptor signaling pathway; cell differentiation; negative regulation of transcription by RNA polymerase II. Gene Ontology annotation, molecular function: zinc ion binding; RNA polymerase II cis-regulatory region sequence-specific DNA binding; nuclear receptor activity. NCBI's taxonomy places the organism in Eukaryota, Metazoa, Arthropoda, Insecta, Diptera, Drosophilidae. Gene Ontology annotation, cellular component: nucleus. The record is from RefSeq and is a predicted model, not a curated record. The transcript has 6 exons.
CUGCCUCUCACAGCCGCUGCAUGCGGCAUGCUUUAAAAUAGCAGCGAGCCAAAAAAAAAUAGAAUAGAAAAAGAAACAGUCAAAAUGUGUAAAUAAAAACGCACAUGAAUCUAAACAUUUUACAGUGAAAGCAAACACACCACCACAGCACUCAAACAUAGAAAGAAACACGCACACACAGACACACACACGCAGACACCUACAACAAGAACUAUCAAACAUCAACAACAGCCGCAGCGGCAGCGACAGCAACACAACGUUUAUCAUACAGCGACGUCGACUACGCUACGUAAUCAACCAAGAGCCGAGGGAGCCAAACGCAACAAAGAGGAAGAGCAACAGCGGCGUGUUAAACGGCGACGGUGACGCCGACUGCGACGCUAAUGUCGACGACGUCAGACUAACGUCUGCAGUUUGUCUGUCUGCACUGUCUGGGUAUGUCCUGGCGUCUACAGAUGUACGACUGACGACUACCGAAUUGAUUGACUAACUGCCCGACUGACUGACUGACAGCCACAGUGCUCUAUCUCGCUCGCACACCCGCAUUCUCAGCGCAUCACAGUUAAAACAGUUGCCAAAAGUGCCCCAAAAGCAAGCAAAAAAAUGAGAAAAUAAGUGAAAUGAAAUGAAAUAUGAGCAAAAAGUGUACAGUGUAUAAAAUCUAAAAGCCACCAAGAAUUACAGUGCAAAGAGUGCGAAAGAAUACAAAAGCAAAACAAAAGCAAAGAAAUUGCUUACGCUCCAUCUUUAAUCUAUAACUUUGUAAAUGGAUAACUAUUUAUAUGGAUUAGUAGCUGAUUUAACGAAUUUCGUAGAUGCUAACGCUUUUGUUUGUUGAAGUCGUGGCGCAUGGCACGCCAUGAAAAUGUAUUUCGUGCGCAAGCAGGUGCGUAAAAAAUACUAGAAAAAAUACCAAAAACAAUUGAAAACUGAGCGGGAAAAGGAGAAGGAAACUGGAAAAGGAAAAGUCACACAGAUUUAGAUUAAACUAGCAGCGGAACCCAUUGGACCGCUAGGAAAGGAUUUUUCUUUGGCAUCGCAAGUUUCGGACAAAAAGGCAGCACAACGGCGACCAUCGGCUAUCAAAUGAUGAAACGACGCUGGUCGAACAAUGGCGGCUUCUUGCGCAUCCAGGAGGAGUCCUCGUCGGAGGUGACCUCCUCUAGCAAUGGCCUCGUCCUGUCGUCGGGGCUUAGCAUGUCGCCGUCACCGUUGGAUUCGCCCGACUACGGCGACCAGGGCAGCUGGCUGUGUGGCAACGAUGCGGGUCAGCAUUAUGGCAACAGUUUGGGGCAUGCCACUGCGCAGCAGCAGAGCGUCAUUACGCUGGCCAUGCACGGCUGUUCCAGCACGUUGCCCGCCCAAACCACCAUAAUACCCAUCAACAACAACAACAACAGCAGCAGCAACAACAACAACAACAAUAACAACAACAAUAACAACAACAACAAUAGCAACGGCUAUGUGCCGGGUGCCACGAACCUGGGCUCGCUGGCGAAUGGUGGGCACAUGGGCAGCCUGGUCAGUGGCAUGCAGCAGCUGCAGCAGAAUGGGCAUAGUUUGAUUAACUCGACCACGCCCACAACGAACUUGCAUAUGCAGCAGAAUGGCCUCAACGGCGGCGGCGUCGCAGCAACGGUCGGUGCUAUGUCCUCCAUUGGCCUGGGCCUCAGUGCGCUGCACCACACGAACGGCAACUCGAAUGGACUCGGCUCGAAUCCGGGCAAUGGCGUCAUGGGCGUGCCCAUGGGCAUGGCCAUGCAACAUACGCCGCGCAGUGAUUCAGCAAAUUCCAUUUCAUCAGGUCGCGAUGAUCUCUCGCCCUCGAGCAGCCUCAACGGCUACUCGGUCAACGAGGGCUGCGAUGCGAAGAAGAGCAAGAAGGGGCCGGCGCCCCGGCUGCAGGAGGAGCUGUGCCUCGUCUGCGGCGAUCGAGCGUCCGGCUAUCAUUACAAUGCGCUCACCUGCGAGGGCUGCAAAGGAUUCUUUCGGCGCAGCGUGACGAAGAAUGCGCACUACUGCUGCAAAUUUGGACGGGCCUGCGAGAUGGAUAUGUACAUGCGUCGCAAGUGCCAGGAGUGCCGGCUGAAGAAGUGUCUGGCCGUGGGCAUGCGGCCCGAGUGCGUGGUGCCGGAGAAUCAGUGCGCGAUGAAGCGGCGCGAGAAGAAGGCCCAGAAGGAGAAGGACAAGGUGUCCAGCUCGCCCAGCUCACAGCACAGCGCCGGCGGCCCCGCUGGAGCUCUCCACGGCACCCACGAUUACGUCAAGAAGGAAAUUCUCGACCUCAUGACGUGCGAGGCGCCACAGCAUGCCACAAUUCCGCUACUACCUGAUGAUAUUUUGGCCGAGUGUCAAGCGCGCAAUAUACCUCCAUUAACGUUCAAUCAAUUGGCCGUUAUAUAUAAAUUAAUUUGGUAUCAGGAUGGCUAUGAGCAGCCAUCCGAAGAGGAUCUCAAGCGUAUUAUGAGUCAACCGGAUGAGAAUGAGAGUCAGACGGAUGUCAGUUUUCGGCACAUCACCGAGAUAACCAUACUCACAGUGCAGUUGAUCGUGGAGUUUGCGAAAGGAUUACCAGCGUUUACAAAGAUACCGCAAGAGGAUCAGAUCACGUUACUCAAGGCCUGCUCAUCGGAGGUGAUGAUGCUGCGCAUGGCCCGACGCUACGAUCACAAUUCGGACUCGAUAUACUUUGCAAACAAUCGAUCGUAUACGCGCGACUCGUACAAGAUGGCCGGAAUGGCAGACAACAUUGAGGAUCUGCUGCACUUCUGCCGGCAGAUGUUCUCGAUGAAGGUGGACAACGUGGAGUACGCGCUACUCACUGCCAUUGUGAUCUUCUCGGACCGGCCGGGCCUCGAGAAGGCCCAGCUGGUUGAAGCGAUACAGAGCUACUACAUCGACACGCUACGCAUUUAUAUACUCAAUCGCCACUGCGGCGACUCCAUGAGUCUCGUCUUCUACGCCAAACUGCUCUCCAUACUCACCGAGCUGCGCACGCUGGGUAACCAGAACGCCGAGAUGUGCUUCUCGCUUAAGCUCAAGAAUCGCAAGCUGCCCAAGUUUCUCGAAGAGAUCUGGGACGUGCAUGCCAUACCGCCCUCAGUCCAAUCCCAUAUCCAGGCCCAACAGGAGGAGCAGCAGCGACGAGCCGAGCGAAUGCGCGGCGCCGUCGGCGGCGCCAUCGCCGCCGGCCUCGACGCCGACUCCGCCUCCACAUCCUCCCAGGCGGCACUCGCUGCCGCCGCACAGCAGCAGCCACAGCAUCAACAGCAACAGCAUCAACAGCUUCACGCGCUGCCAGUGCACACACUGCCGCUGUCGCUGCCACUACCCGGUGGCUCCGUCUCAGCUGUCAGCACGACCAGCGAUUACAUAGGUGGCGGCGGUGCUAUGGGCCCCACCACAGCAGCCGCCAGCUCCAGCACCAGCAUCACGGCCGCUGUGCCUGCCACCUCGACGACCGCGCCGGUAGCCAAUGGGGGAGGCGCGAAUAUCAACAUGUAUGCCAAUACGCAGACGGCGAUGGCUCUGAUGGGAGUGCCGCUCAAAUCGGAGCACUCGACGACCACUGCAUAGCCCCUGCUUGAGGGCGUGGGCGUGGCGGUGGGUGGUCUACUGCUGGGCAGCAUUAUUGAGUGAGCUGGGCAGCUGUGUACAACACCUUUACACUCACACACACACACAUACACAUAUAGACCGAGCUGUACCGUUAGGCACUUUGAUAAUAGAUUCAACCGAUUUGUAUAUAGCAGGAGAAACUGUCAAAUUUUACAUAUUCAAAAUAGUUUUUUUUUUACGGAGCUAAACAAAGCAGAGCGCGUGGAUUUAAUACAUAAGUGCGUAACGGCACAAUUGCUUGAUCUAAUAUAUAUAUAAAUAUAUAUAUAGAAAUAUAUAUAUGAAAAUCUGGAGAACAACAUUUUUGAGUAAGCGUAAAAUGCAGUUAUUUAGUGUUAAGCCUGCAAAUAUUAGAUCUAAGGCAUUAUGAAUAUAUAAAAAAAUAUAAUAGUAUAUAGGGACACACAGACACACCCACACCCAAACAC